ACUCUGUGCGGGGUAUGACAUCCGCUCUUAAACAUGUUUCUUUGCCUUUCAACAACAGGUCAUCGUCGCACAUGGAGGGUCUGCGUGUUUUCCUGGUCAUUCUCCAGGGAGUUGGAUGGCUCAGGUGUAUUUCGGGAUCGGUCUCAGAGGUGAAGGUCAGACCAGGAGACAACACCACUCUCUACUGUGACUGCAAAAAGUCCACCGGGGAAUUUAUCGUGUGGUACAGGAACUGUUCUCAUGAGAACCAGCCUUCGCUUGUCCUAAAACUAAUGCUUGAAGCAAUGAAAAUCAGCCUUGAUGAUUCGGGUAUUCUGAAUCCUCUCCCUCGCUUCCGCUUUGUGAACAACCAGUCGUCUGAAUCCUACGACCUGCUGAUUGUGAAUAUCACUGAUUCUGAUCUGGGCCUCUACUACUGUGGAACUGAGCAGGUCAAGGUGCUGGACAAGGAGAAAAUCACUAAAGAGACGGUUUACAAACACGGCAACAUGACAACGAGGGUCGUAUUCAACUCCAGUGAGGCGUACAGCAGGCGCCCACCACCAUCGCCCCCCUGCAGUGUGUGCUGGAUGCUGCUCUUCUCUCUGUGCCCAGCGUUUGCUGUCGUCUCCUCUUUAUUAUCAUCUGCUCUGGUUUAUCACCUCUGUCGGAAAACAGCUUUUAAACCCAAAACUGAUGAGGUACGACCUGACAGCCGAGGCCAAACAAGAGGGCAUGAGGAUGAAGAUGUGUGUUACUCUGCUCUGAAUAUCCGUCAGACAUCACAGAGACCAAAGAAAACCCAGAGUUCAGACUUCAGCACCUAUUCUAUCGUCAAUACGUCUAGAAUUUAAAGAGGAACAUGGAAACAGUACUUUACACAUUUAUAAAAAAAAAAUGUACAAUACUCUUGUUUGUUCAGAUAUAAGGGUAAUUUAGUGUUACACAGAAAGAGCUGAGCAUGCUCAUUUGAUUCACAGGGAUCAGGCCAUGAAGCGACUGGCACAGAAAGCAAUUCAGACUUCUAAACUUAGAUUAGAGUAUUGUAACUCUGCGGCAAAAUGUGUUCCACAUCCUGUCAUUAUCACCCGGCAACCUCCGCUGUUGAAAAAUUAAGUAAACGGGAAAGAUUUGUUUUUGUGCCUUUAUUAGAGAGACAGAACAGCGGAUAGAGCGGAUCGAUUUCUCUGGCUUUGACAACUGUUGGAAAUAUUUGAGGAAAACCACUCAACAAAAUAAAAAUAUAUAAAAUACGUUAAAGGCUUUAUAUGCGAUGUUUUGAUCCAGCAGAUGUCGCCCUUGAGCACCAGCAUGAAACCAAAACAACUUGCGCUGCAUUGUUGUGUUAGCGUGCUAAUGCUAGCGAUCUUUAUUAUGCUCGUAUCUUCACACUGCAUGUAAAUUUACCUGAAAUGAGCGUGAUCUAGAAACACAGUUAAGCAGUGAGUACAGUAUGUUAUUCUUCUUUUCUCUAGUCCCUCAAUUAAACAACUUUUAUACACGAGGGGAGGAGUCAGCCGGCUGUCCCGGCGAUGUAAACAAAGUGAAGAUAGGACUCUGAAAACUCUGAAAACAUCACAGACAGUGGGACUCGGGUGUUACACCCAUUGUAGGCAGUCAUGACUCACAGAGUUAUUUUCAGAGGAGAUACUUGAUUUAUAU
Messenger RNA from Labrus mixtus (cuckoo wrasse), 1641 nucleotides. RefSeq lists its product as uncharacterized. The transcript has 5 exons. The record is from RefSeq and is a predicted model, not a curated record. Bases 15 to 833 code for a protein of 272 amino acids. NCBI's taxonomy places the organism in Eukaryota, Metazoa, Chordata, Actinopteri, Labriformes, Labridae.